UCUGCAGUCCUCUGCCCCUAUUCUCCCUUCACCCAGCCCUCUGCAGUCCUCUGCCCCAUCCUCCCUCCCUUCACCCAGCCCUCUGCCGUCCUCUGCCCCAUCCUCUCUCCCUUCACCCAGCCCUCUGUCAUCCUCUGCCCCUAUCCUCCCUUCACCCAGCCCUCUGCAGUCCUCUGCCCCUAUCCUCCCUUCACCCAGCCCUCUGCAUCUCCCUUCACCCAGCCCUCUGCAGUCCUCUGCCCCAUCCUCCCUCCCUUCACCCAGCCCUCUGCCGUCCUCUGCCCCAUCCUCCCUCCCUUCACCCAGCCCUCUGCACCCUGCAGUCCUCUGCCCCUAUCCUCCCUUCACCCAGCCCUGCAGUCCUCUGCCCCUAUCCUCCCUCUUCACCCAGCCCUCUGCAGUCCUCUGCCCCUAUCCUCCCUUCACCCAGCCCCCAAAUCCUCUCUGCCCCAUCCUCCCUUCACCCAGCCCUCUGCCAUCCUCUGCCCCAUCCUCCCUCCCUUCACUCAGCCCUCUGCAGUCCUCUGCCCCAUCCUCCUCCCUUCACCCAGCCCUCUGCAGUCCUCUCCCUCUGCAGUCCUCUGCCCCUAUCUUCCCUUCACCCAGCCCUCUGCAGUCCUCUGCCCCUAUCCUCCCUUCACCCAGCCCUCUGUCGUCCUCUGCCCCUAUCCUCCCUUCACCCAGCCCUCUGCAGUCCUCUGCCCCUAUCCUCCCUUCACCCAGCCCUCUGCAGUCCUCUGCCCCUAUCCUCCCUUUACCCAGCCCUCUGCAGUCCUCUGCCCCAUCCUCCCUCCCUUCACCCAGCCCUCUGCCAUCCUCUGCCCCAUCCUCCCUCCCUUCACCCAGGCCUCUGCAGUCAUUUGCCCCAUCCUCCCUACCUUCACCCAGGCCUCUGCAGUCCUUUGCCCCAUCCUCCCUCCCUUCACCCUGGAAGCUGA
Molecule: messenger RNA, 938 nt
Organism: Oncorhynchus masou masou (cherry salmon)
Lineage: Eukaryota; Metazoa; Chordata; Actinopteri; Salmoniformes; Salmonidae
Exons: 4
Source: RefSeq, a predicted model, not a curated record